Messenger RNA from Empidonax traillii (willow flycatcher), 2442 nucleotides. It is a transcript of the gene DCDC2, whose product is annotated as doublecortin domain containing 2. Bases 82 to 1587 code for a protein of 501 amino acids. Gene Ontology annotation, cellular component: kinocilium; axoneme; microtubule. Lineage: Eukaryota; Metazoa; Chordata; Aves; Passeriformes; Tyrannidae. The record is from RefSeq and is a predicted model, not a curated record. The transcript has 10 exons. Gene Ontology annotation, biological process: neuron migration; intracellular signal transduction; regulation of cilium assembly.
AGGAACCCUCAGCCGAGCAAACAGGUGCGGGCAGCUCGUCCGUGCGGCUUGGGCUGGGCAGGGGCUCUGAAGCCGCCGAGCAUGACUAGUCCUGGCACAAAGGGCUCCUGGCUCUCGCAGCCCACAGUGAAGAGCGUGCUGGUGUAUCGCAACGGGGACCCUUUCUUCCCCGGGCGCCGUAUUGUCAUCAACGAGAAGAAAGUGUCCAACUUUGAUGUGUUCCUGAAAGAGGUGACAGGCGGUGUGAAGGCGCCCUUUGGAGCUGUGCGGAACAUCUAUACCCCCAGGGGUGGGCAUCGUGUCCGUCAGCUGGAGGAGCUCCAGAGCGGAGAGCAGUAUGUGGCUGGUGGCAGGGAAGCCUUCAAGAAACUCAACUAUUUGGACAUUGGAGAAACAAAGAAAAAACCUGCUGAAGUCAAUAAUGAGGUCAAGCCGGUUACUCACAGUAGAAUCACUGUGUCAGCACGGUUUCGAAAGCCACUCCAGGAGCCCUACACUAUUUUCCUGAUUGCCAACGGAGACCUUAUUAGCCCUGCAGUGCGCCUCCUCAUUCCCAGGAAAACACUGAAUCACUGGGAUCAUAUUCUUGAAAUGGCUACAGGAAAAGUUACCCUCAGAAGUGGAGCUGUUCACAGACUUUACACCUUAGAUGGAAAACUUGUUCAGAAUGGGUCAGACCUGGAGAAUGGGCAAAUUUAUGUUGCAGUGGGUAGAGAAAAGUUUAAGAAAUUGCCGUAUGGUGAUCUGCUGUUCAGCAAAUCUACACUGAAAAGACCUCAGGGUUCCAAAGCCUCUGCACUACCUCCAAUUGUGGGAACUCGGAAGUCUAAAGGCAGCGGAAAUGAUCGGCAGUCUAAAUCUACUGCUGGAUCCAGUGACCAGGGAGAAAACUCUUCCUCGCCUCAGCUUCCUGAAGGGAAAGACAAAAAAAGCCAGAAUCCAGAGAAUUCUGUGUCCAGACAACACUUUUCUAGCAACUCUGCAGAAGUAAACCAGACAGAAACAGCCUCCACAGUAGUCCUUCAAUAUAAUGGUGAAGAUAUUUACAAAGCCAGAGAAGAGGGGCCUGAAAUGUGGGGGGCAACUGAAGUGCAGGAAGAUGAAGAUACUCUUGUAGAAGUUCCGCUGGAUCAGAGACCAGCAGAAACUGUCGAUGAAGAAGAAAAUGUAGAAGAGGAAAAUGACAGGGGAGAGGAGGCAUAUGAAGGAGAGGAAGAAUAUCCAGAAGUGAAUGGAGAGCAAAGCGGGGAAAAUGUUAAAGAAAGAAGUGAAGGGGAAGAAAACAAAAAGAAAUUAGAUGAAAAUUAUGAAGGUGAAGCAGAGGGAACAGAGAAUGUUGACCAAGUGGAGGAAGAGGAACUUGCCCAUUUAAAUGGCAAGAACAAUGAAGAGGAUGGUGAGGGAAUGGAGCACUUGAACUACCAAAGUGAUCUUCAGCCUGAAGAAGAAACAAAAGAGGAUUCUGGCAAUCAGAACCAGGUUGAUUCCCAUCUGGAAAAAACAUCCACGACUCCAAGGGUGACAAUCACCAGUCCACAGGAAAGUGAAAAGAAUGACCAGAGCAAUGACUAUGCAGCAGUUGCAUAGAUAGGAAAAAAGUAAUGAGCAGAAAAUGAGAGAUUGUAAUACUUUAAAUAUUAAAGCAUGUUAUAUUUUGUGAUUGGUAACUAGUAAUAGGAAGGCAGGUUGAGUACCCGCAUAAUAAGUAUUGAGAUGAUAAUGCAAUAUGGACUGAUAGAAAACAAGCAUUAGUAGCUACUAGAAGAACGUAGAAUUAUUUUUACAGGGUGAGAUUUUCUGAUAGGAUUUAAGGGGGGGGAAUACAAGAGUACUGCAUAGUAGUAUUAGAAAUAAUGAAUGAACUAUUCUGUGGUAUGAGAUAGUUAGCAGUAAUAGAACAACCACCAAAAUUACACUGUUUCAGGGAAAGGAAAAAACCCCACCCAAAUUCAAUGUCAAAACUUCUUCGCAUAUUUUUUCAGGAAAAAAAGAGACACUUUUUUACCUUUUAGUAAGGGCAUAUGUAGUUUUUUCUUUAAAAUUCCACAUAAUAUGUAUGAUUUUCAGGCAUAAUAUUAAGAUAUAAUUAGAAUAUGUUCCUCAAUUAAUGGACUUAUGCCCACAGAAAAUGGUGUACUAUCGUAAGGUGCCAGUUCUAAUGUUACUAAAUAGUGGAUUUUCAAUAUGUUAAUAAGAAUCGUUAGUUUUUGCAUACAUAAAUAGUACUUACUUAGCACUAUGCCUUUAUGUAGAUAGCCUGCAAUACUGCAGGUAGUUUCCAUUUAAAGCACCAAGUUUUCUUGAUUGUCCUGCACUGAUUCACUAAACAGUGAAUUGUUAUCAUAGCGAACAAAAAAUAGAGUAUGCAAUAGAUUAGUUUAAAAAGUUGAAUUUGGAUGGAUUUGUCAUUCAGUCUACAUGAAAUUAAAUUUAUUAGUGAAA